Messenger RNA from Oenanthe melanoleuca, 2615 nucleotides. RefSeq names its product mucin-5AC-like. The transcript is spliced from 4 exons. Gene Ontology annotation, molecular function: CCR chemokine receptor binding; chemokine activity. Gene Ontology annotation, biological process: cellular response to tumor necrosis factor; positive regulation of ERK1 and ERK2 cascade; cellular response to type II interferon. Gene Ontology annotation, cellular component: extracellular region. NCBI's taxonomy places the organism in Eukaryota, Metazoa, Chordata, Aves, Passeriformes, Muscicapidae. The coding region runs from base 648 to 1895 and encodes 415 amino acids. The record is from RefSeq and is a predicted model, not a curated record.
AGGAGCUGCCUGCAGAGUCACUGGGUCCCUGCUCACCCCUCUUUGGUGAUGCUCCUUAGAGGCAGCCUAGCCUGAAAUCCAAAUGUAGCUGAUGAAAUCAUAAUCCCGAUUAGCAAAUUCCGUCUCUUUUUGGCCUAAUGACUGCUGUUAUAAGAUGGCUGCCAAAAAGGAAAGGAAUAACUGCCUUGGCAUUUUGGGUAAUUAAUGAGCUUACUGAGCAGCGGGGAGCUGUAGUUGGAGGUGGGGAGAGUUUCCAAGCCUAAGGACAGUGAUGCCUUGGCACACGCCAAGAAACACAUUUGUGAGAGAGGAGGAGGGAGCAGCCGACCACUGAAAGUCCCUGCCUGAAUAAUUUGCCAAGUAUUCUACGUGUGUUAGGAAAAGCAGUGCCAGUACAGCGGGGAAUUCCAGCAGCCAUCCCACUCCGCUGCAGUCACUAUUCCCUCCCCUCUCCCUCUUUCCUCCGCCUCCUGUCCUGGACACGUGUGAGGGAUGAAUAACAACUAAAGCUCUGUCGCGGGGCUUCAUAAUCCUGGAAUGAGUGGCCGCAUCUGUGUUGCUCCGGAGGAUGCCAUAAGCAGCCGGCAGUGGGAAAUAGUGCCCGUAAUCCCUCCGUGCCUGCCGUUCCUUCUGCCCACCACGGGAACAUGAAGGCUGCGUGUGUCCAGCUGCUGCUGUGGGCUCUGUGCCUGGUGACCCCGGCUGGAGGGCAACCCAAAGCACCUUUGAAGUGUCCAGUGAAGUGCAGUUUUACAAGGCCGUUAUCAGAGAAGCAGAUCAGGGGCUAUCGCUUGAUCACCGGGCCCAGCUGCAAAAACAUCAUCAUACUUAUUACUGUGAAGUCCAGGGAGAUUUGUGCAAAUUCAAGUGAAGAAUGGGUGCAGAAGAUCAAAGACAAACUGGAUGGGAAAAAGGCCACAGUGAUGCCACCACGUGCUGUCACCUCAGCAGAAGGGCCUGGUAGUGUUGAGAAACAUGUUGGUCUUCCAGAAAUGGCUCCAUCUCAAACCACUCCUCCAGCUAGUUUCCUCCAAGGGACUGGAACAACAGUCAGGGAGAGAAUACAAGUUCCUGCUGCCAGGACAGAGGUGUCCAGCAAGCCCCCAGUGGGCAGGCAGGACCCCACCCAGCUCCCUGCAGGAUGCAGCCCUGUGGUACAGGAGGAGGCUGCACACUCUGAGGUCACUCCAGAAUCAGAGAGAGAGUCCUCAAAUUCUCCUGCAUCCUCAGCAGCUGUUGCAGCAGGAAUGGGCUCCAGCCAGCCCACCCCACACCCCACUGUUCAAGAUACGGACUCACAUUCAGAUCUGAUGCCUGCUGCUAAAGGAUCAAACCAACCUCUGCUUUCUCCAGAUGGAUCCCUGGACCCUACAAGUACCAGAGCCAGCACACCAGACACUGCUUCCAGCAGCUCUAGCUCAGAUCUCCCCUCCAUCUGGGACUGUAUGAAGGGCACAACAGUCACAGACACAGCACCACAGACUUCUUCAGUUCCUACUCUAAGCUCCACUUCUGCCAUAGACAAAGCUGCUUCUUCCCAUACCAGCAGGGGUGUUGAUACUACAACAUUUGAUCAUUCAUCACCUGUAGGGGAGCAAGAGCCUUCAGACACAGUAGUUUUUACUCACAAGGCAUUCUCAGGCGAAGCCAGAGUGCAGAUGAUCACAGUCAGGCCAAAAAAUCUGCCUCUGCCCAGCUUCUUGUCCAAGUCUCAAAUGCACUUCGUCAUCCCAGUUUCUGUGGUGUGUGGACUGAUGGCCAGCAGUGUUGUUCUUGUAUGGGUGUAUCUGAAAUUUGGAGUCAAACCAGAAGAAACUUCAAGAGAAAUGGUACAGGGCUUGCUCUACCAGCAGGCAGGACAUCAAGACAAUGUCUAUCCAAUGGAGAUGGCUUGAGCAUGUCCAUGGGAGCUGGAUCACUCUCCAGGCCCUUCAGCAGGAGUGGACACUUGUCUGCUGCAGGUGAAGUGCUUGUUUUGGAGCUGGGGAGAUGGAUGUGCACCAUCAGGUCACCUGGAUCCCACCAGCCUUUGAAAGGACACUGCUUCCAGCUCCACCACCAGCUCCCAGCUGUGACCCCUCUGGAGCUCAUCAGGAGGAGCUGCUUCUGCAGGCUGGCCCUGUCCUCGUGCUGUCCCUGCAGGCAGGGUGCUGGCACUCACAGGGGACAGGUGAAACCCAGGACAGGGGACACUGCUCCUCUCUGCAAUGGGCAGCCUGGGAGGGAGGGAGGGAGGGAGGGAGGGAGGAUGGAGCCUGUGGGUGUCACCCAUUUCUGGGGGUUAAAAUACCCCUUGCUGUAGAGCACAGUGACUGUUACAAGCUCCAGCUCAUUUGUAUAUUGAGUGUAUGCAUGAGAUAUGAGCUGUACAUUUUUAUAGAAGUAAAAGUAAUAAAGUCCUUAUGUUAAAAACUUUCAUCCUCAGGGGAUUGAGCCUUGAGCUGUUUUACCAAGCCUGGUCUCUGCAGAGAUGAACACCUAUGACUGAGCACUGUGGAAAGCAUCCCAGCAUCGCCAGGAGAUGGCACAGCUGGAUGUGGCCAGGCUAUUGCUCCAUCUCCUUUAAGGGUUUUGAUCUUGCAGAUGUUUGCAGGAAAUAUGUUUCCUCACAGGGA